CCCAAUCCCAAUCAUCAAACAAUUCCAAAUGGUCUAAUUUCGUAGAACCUUCUUCUUCUUCACUCUUCUCUUUUUCAUCCAUGGAUCACUUUCUCACUCUUCUUCUUUUUCUAACAUCUCUCUUCGCUUCCCCCGUCCUUCUCAUUGCUCAGACCCCAUCUCCAAUUAUCUCUCAUAUCACUGUAGUAGGCGCUGUUUAUUGUGAUACCUGCUCCAUCAGCACUUUUUCUAAACAGAGCUACUUCUUGCAAGGUGUUGAAGUUCACAUACAGUGCAGAUUUAGAGCGACCUCACCAAAAACUAACGAGCAGAUAAGCUUCUCGGUGAACAGAACCACAGACCAAAAUGGAGUUUACAAGUUGGAGAUACCAUCAGUGGAUGGAGUUAACUGCAUGGAUGGUUCAGCAAUUGUGUCUCUCUGCCAAGCAUCUUUGAUUAGUAGCUCCACUUCCACUUGCAAUGUUCCCAUGCUCAAGAGCACAACACGCGAGAUAUCAGUGAAAUCAAAACAAGACAACAUGUGUGUGUACACCUUGAGUGGUCUCAGUUUCAAGCCACCUCAAAAGAACAGUACCUUGUGUGGACAUCAGAAUGAGAAACUGUCAUCGGAAAAAUCUCUGUACCCCUCUGAGUUCUUCUUCUUCCCUUGGCCGCCGCAGCUACCACCUUUUCCAUCAUUUCCUUUUCCUCCAUUGCCAUUUCCAACCUCACCACCAAUCCCAUCUCUGCCUUUCCCUUUCCCACAAUAUCCUCCAACCCCUCCUGCAUUUUCUCCACCUGCAUUCAAUUUAGGGGAUCCUUCCACUUGGAUCCCUCACAUUCCUCCUUCACCUCCUCCUUAUGUACCAUAACAUGGUUCAGAAUCUAAGUGAGUCCAAGAACUACAUAAUGAGAAAGUAAAACAUUAUAUAUUAAAGGUUUUGGAUAGAAAAUGAUAUCAAUUCUUUACGUGGUUUGGUUCAGAUUUUAUUUAUUGAUAUUUGUAUAUCCAAGUGAACCUCUAUGGAUCCCAAAUGCUAAACUCCUUAGAACUUUCUACCAUUUUAUUUUCUUUAUUUAUUCCUGUCUUGAUUACAUUUGUAUGGAAACAUGUGAUUCAGCGGUCAACAAGAACAUGAUAUACAAACUACAGUGGAAUUCGGUAAUUAAACUUUAUUGGGUGGUAAUGCAACCAUCGUCUGUGUUAUCUUGUCCGGCUCACGUGUAUGCUGUGCUGUUCACUCAAAAGUGAAGCAGGUCACGGCGAGAAUAAUAUGUGGACUAAUGAUCACAGAAAAAGGGAUCAUAGGAUUUUACUUCAA
Vigna angularis (adzuki bean) is the source of this 1301-nucleotide messenger RNA. RefSeq names its product sulfated surface glycoprotein 185. Lineage: Eukaryota; Viridiplantae; Streptophyta; Magnoliopsida; Fabales; Fabaceae. The record is from RefSeq and is a predicted model, not a curated record. The transcript has 2 exons. Bases 81 to 851 code for a protein of 256 amino acids.